UUCUCAACUGCAGAAAUAAUGUAUAUAAAAAGUAGGGCUCAUUUAUUAAUGUACAGUAUGCCAGUAAGUGUAAUUUAUUAAGCAAAACAUAUUAGGUACCAUAACUUUUUUGACAUUUUUUGUUGUCUCGGUUGGAGGUGAACGAACACCAGGCGUCGGAAAUCUCCUCUGACUAGAGAAAUGGCGGACCGACCGUCUAGAACGCAUCGAAACGUACAAAAGGUAUCGCACAUUGAGCGAACCUGUGCUUCCAAACGACAGGUGAUGGAGCAUAAUCGUGCAGAUGCUCCCUGUGAAAAAGAUGGCAAACGGGAAGGCAGGCGGUCAAAGCCCGAGAUGGCCCUCUACCGACCAGGCAUGGGUCUACCCCAGAAAAACCAUGGGAGAGCAGACACGUCCGGAACACCCAUUGAGGCCAAAGGACAGGACCCUGUGCCAGCCUUGAAGGACCUUUCCCUGAAAGAUAGCAUAAAUGGGAAGUGGACGGGCAGUCGAGCCAAGCGUCCUGACCAGCCCGUCUACACGCCACGGCCCGUCAAACCUUCUGUAGAGCGGCCGGCUGCUCCGUCUGAAGGACGACCCAAGACGGCUGUCGUAGACUCUAAGGGGCCGCCAUGUUCUGCUACACCAUUUCCUGCAGAAGGCACAAAGCCUGUGCCUGUUGGUGCUGCUGAGAAAAAUGCUGAGAGCAGCGCAAAGAAGGUGCAGCAACCUCGUCCCGAAUUGGCACUGCAGAAUGGGCACCACGAGCAUCGAGCAGAGACAAAAGUGACAGAAAACUGCGAGGAGCAUCCUAAAGAGACAGGAAAAGCCCUCGAGGUGAUUGGACCACCAUCAGUGAAGCAGCAAGUUGUCAUCGAUGAGCGUUGUGGUCCUGGUGGCGACACGAGCACAUCGAAUGCCUUGAAGGCCGUGGAUUCCAGGUCUGACCGGCAGCUUGCGAGAACUGGUCGACGGAUCAGGGGCAGUGGCAGGAGAAUUGGCCCUUUGCCCGAUACUCGUCAAGAAAACUGGGAUGCCCCAGACUGCCCAGGAAAUCUCGAGAAGCCUCAGCAAGGAGUGCUUGCCCGAACACCUGGCCAGCCAGGACGGAUGUCAUCGCCUCACCGCAGGAACAGCUUCUCUGAAGGGCCCAGGCACAGUGGCUCCGACGAUGCUGACGAGACUGAACACGAUGUGCGCCGCAGGGGAAUGAAGAAGAAAAUUAAGAAGAAGAGAAACAAGCCGAAGGAAGAGCAGCCGGCCACAAGCAUUUCUGUCAAUGGACUGUCUUCGAGUUGUCGUCAUUCAGACGGUAAUGCAACGACAGAAGAAGAUUGGAGUGGGGAACUUAUUGUGGAGUCAUCUGUGCAUCCGAGGAUUUACAGCCAAGAGCAGGUGGCCAGAAACAGUGGACCCAUGAGGCGGGAGAGAAAUGACAGUUACCAGAGCUCGUCCCCCGAGCCCUGCCGUUUCACUGGGCGUAAGUUUGUCAACAGACAUCACCGUGAGUCUUUCUCUGAAGAGGAGAAAGACAGGGGCCCGACUCGAAGUCGCAAUGGCCCCCUUCCGGCCCCCGUCAUCAAAGACUGGAGUGCAGCCGUGGCCGAGGAAGAAGAGCUCCAAAGGCACUCUCUGAGCCGGACAACAGACAACCUGAGAAAUGACUGCAGUGACUCAUCCACGUGGCGUUCUACCUGUAUGGAAGUGCACCGCAAGAAUCGCAAGAAUGACGCCUCGUCCCAAAAGGCUUCUCCGCCCAAAGCGCACGAGUCCCAGCUGCCUCCUCGCUUCCAGAAGCGGAAUCGGCCUGCAACCCCUGAGAAUGCCGUCUCGUCGGCAGCCAAAGGUGGGCUCAUCCGCCUCCCAUGCGAUGUGAGCCUAAGCAGUGCAGGCUCCUCAGAACGACAGUGUGAUGAGAGGAGUGCUGCUGCGGUCCCUGUGUGCGGAAUGGGUCAGGAAAAGCCCCUGAUUGCAGUGAAACCUCAGCCUCAUGUGCCAGUGGAUUCCAUCUACAGCCGGACAAUGCCCAUGGCACCAGUGCCUGGUUUCUGCAACCACUACGAACCAUCCCCACCACCUGUUGUGUCGCCGCCCAUGAUGUCAUCACCAGUGGUGUCACCAGCGUAUCCGGCUGUACCUGGUGUGCCAUUUUCGUGCCAUCUCCCUGGCCAUGGUUUGUCCCCGGUGUACCAUGGUGAUCAAGUCAUCGCACCAGAUGCAUAUGGUCGGAACCGGAUAAAGCCGCUUGUGGAGAAGAACCUGCACGAUGCUGUUCUCCUGGAGCGAGAGCUGAUGAAUUACCUUUCCAAAGGUAUCCAAAACAUUGACACCAAAGCCAUGGGCCACUGCAGAUGGAAGCUCCAGCUGCGGUAUGAAAAUGUGAUCCUGGCUGACCCGAGGUACUGUGCAGAGAGGAAUGUGGAGAAUGCACUCUGGAAGUCUGCCUUCUACCAAGGUAUUGAGACGUUCCGUCGCAUCAUGGAAGAGUGCCCCGAAUUUCAAGAUGAAGCCAAAACACAACUUCUCAAUCUGGUUGACGAGGGCACAAUCUUUUACGAGAACCUGCUGGACAAGUUUCAGGAGACAUAUGGUUUCAACUUGAACCAGUUUCUUGAACCUGACAUUUGUAGUUCCUUGAGCGCCGGUUCCUCUUCAUCAGCAGCCAGUGUCGCCGGAGGAAGGGCUAUUGCUGACUCCGUCAGGCUGGUGCUUAUCUCGGUGCAGAAGAUCUACAUCUGUCUUGGGGACCUGGCUCGGUAUCGAGAGCAGGCCAUGGGCACCACCAACUAUGGCAAAGCUCGCAGCUGGUACCUGAAGGCCCAGCAGAUAGCCCCAAAGAAUGGCCGUCCGUACAACCAGCUUGCCAUUCUUGCGCUCUAUGCGAGGCGGAAGCUCGACGCAGUCUACUACUACAUGCGAAGCCUUGCUGCGAGCAAUCCCUUCCUGACAGCAAGGGAAAGCCUUCUGGCGCUCUUCGAUGAUGCGAGGAAAAAGUAUGAUCACCUGGAGCGUAAGAGGCUUGAGGAAGAGGGUACCAGCCAACAGCCCAGUCUGGAGGGUCCGUGGGACGAAGAGCGGUUGGAAAUUUGGAUCCGGCCCGAUGGGUCCACUUCUCACCGGAGCAGUCGCCAAGGGGACCAAGCGUCACGCGAGAUUGAGCAGUUGGCACAGCUUUCGACAAUUGAUCUCAAUAAACGGUAUGUCUUGAGUUUCCUGCACGUCCAUGGGAAGCUCUUCACCAAGGUUGGUAUGGAGACAUUCUCUGAGACGGCUCGGCGGAUGCUGAUGGAGUUUCGAUGCCUACUCCAAAGGACACCAGCUGCCGUCACCAAUAGCCGACAUUUACAGCUUCUCGCGAUCAACAUGUUCACCGUUGCAAACACCUGUCUAAAAGAUCGCAGCAUGGACCCAGACUGCCGUUCGCUGCUCCAGGAGCAGAGCCUGCAGGUGGCACUUGCCCACGUGGCCAUUGUUUUGGAACGUGCCACACAGCUGCUGCAGCAGAGCUCGUCCUCCCCGUCGUCCUCAUCCUCGUCCUCACCUGGUGCGCCCUCCUCCUCCUUUUCACGGGUCUCCCUUUCAGACGAGGUGGCUGAGCUGCUGCCCACUCUGAAGCUGUGGACGGACUGGAUGUCCUGCCAGAAACGGCUCUGGAUUCCUCCACCUACGCCGUGCGACUACAACACUAGUGUGAAAGGGAAUGUUUGGACAACACUGGCAGACCUUCUGACAGUCCUGCGAAGGUUGAACCUGGGUGACAUCAAGUUCUUCAAGGAGCCCGGAGAAGAUCGUGAGCUGGUGACCUUACCUGAAGAUGCCACCCUGACCAGCUUUGUUCCCUUACUGGGAGCCCCUCAGGAACCCUUCUACGUCCAAGUGCCAUGUGAUCGGGAGCGAGCUCGUAACUACCUGCGAAUCAGCCGGAUCCAGUUCUUUGGGGACUACCUGUGUGGCAUCUCGCCACCCUACCUGGAGUUCAAUGUGGAACGCAAACGCUUUGUUUCACUUAUCGCUGUCUUGGACACAGAGUCUGACUCCGAGAAAGACCUGACUUACGAUUCGUCUGACGACGAGCUGGAACUGGGCGACUCUCUGGACGACCAGGAGGCACCGCUCAAGUCCGGGGAGGAAGAGAACGAGAUCCAGAGGUUGUGGACCAAAAAGGAGCAGUUACGCAAGGCGAAAGAGCAGCAUGAACGCCAGCACGCCUGCGUACAAGCGGUUCUGCAGGAGCACCGGAGCAAGCAGGCGGCCAUGCUGGAAAUCCGGCCUCGGUUCCUCAUACCGGACACCAACUGCUUCAUCGACCACCUGCCGCUCGUCCAGAAAGUGGUCGCCGACGGACACUUCAACGUCUACGUGCCCAUCGUUGUUUUGAACGAGCUGCAUGGUCUGGCACGAGGUGGAUCUCGUCCGGGACCGUGCCCUGACCACUGUGAGAAGGUGGGCUCGAGUGCCAGGGCGGCCCUCGCCUAUCUAGAGGAAAGGUUUGGCCAGCGGGAGCCAAAGCUGCGGGCGAUCACCAUCAGGGGCUCCGUACUGGACACAAUCAGCUUCCGUAGCGAAGAUCUUGGCGAUUACAAGGGGACCAAUGAUGACCAAAUUCUGACUUGCUGCCUGCUGCUUUGCAAUGAUCGUACGGAGCAUGCACUUCCUAGGGAGCCUGAUGCACCGGUGAAGCUAUACCGCGAAACAGUUCUAAUCACUGAGGACCGGAACCUGUGCGUGAAAGCCCUGACACACAAUGUGCCCGUACGGGACCUGCCAGCCUUCCUCCGUUGGGCCAACAUUUCGUGAGGGCAGCGUAUGAGAGAGAGAAACGCCUCUCUGCCACAACACAAACGAGCAAUGCAGUGAAGUCUGCGCCAGAACUACCUGAAGGAUAUCGCUACCUCCAACCCCACUCUGGACAACAGCCCUCGGGUGCACCCUUCCUUCCAGCUCUGCAAGCACAGGUCUAUCAGGCUGGCCAGCUAAACCGUAAAGCACAUAGCUGACUGAAACCCAGGAAGACAGGGCGCCUAGUUUUGCUUCCGCUAGAGCGCCCCUUUAAGGAGAUGAUGCAAUGUCUGUUAUAACAUUUUUGAGGGGGGUUGGCAAGAGGAGAAAUUAACUCUCGGCUGUUUCACGAGGCACGCACGAGAUCUGUGCACAGGCUCAUACUAGCUGCAGCAGAAUAGCAGCAUUUUUUUCCUUGUGCUUCGUUUCUUUUUUUUUUCUGCAGUCUCUUGUAGUGCGCCUCCUUGAUUGAUCAUCAUCACCCAGGAUGAGAACAGGAGAGCACAGGAUCCAGCCACAGACUGCAUUCUCUGCUACCGUGUUAACAAAGCUAUCUGCAAAAGAGACAGUUUUUGAUUUUUGAGAGGCUAUCUGUUUCAGUAAUAAAGCAUGCAAAGGAACAGGAAGGAUAGAGUGACUUGACUUUUUGCUACAUCACUUUACUGCGCCUAUUCCUCACACUUGAAUUGAUGAAAAGCCGCAGCUGCUGGAAGCGCCUUAUGAGUGCUAAGACAACUCCUCGACACGUGACAAGCGCAUGCCAACAGUCUUGCAGGAGUAGCACAGUCAUAGAGAAUCGGGUACACAUUCAAGAGGAAGAAAUUUGUGUGAAGCAAGUGGUAAAGCCCCAUGGUAAAUGUAAUUGUACUAUAUUUUUGCCACUGGUGAAUGAAGAUCUGAGGUCUGGUUGUGCUGCAGAAGAACCAUGUUUGUAUGUUUUCCGAGAACACAAUGGCAGUAUGGUCAUGUAAACUCACUGUGGUCGUAUGUUCAGAACCAGUUGAUUGUGACAACAGUUUUGGGCCCGGUGGGCAAGAAUGCUUUGUCGGGAAUGCACCUUUUCCUCUAUAUCUCGCUCACUCUUAGAUCACUACAGGGAACCACGAAUACCUUCACAUCUUUGAGGCGGUUUCCUAGGAUUUCAAGAAUGCAUUUGUCAGAAGAUAACAUAGUGCAAACUUGUAGCAUAUCUAAGAGCAAUGCAACAUAGCCGUAGACUGCAUUAAAUACCUGUUUGUAUUAGCAAGCUUGUUUUUCUUGUGUAAUGUUCACUGCAUUUUAUUACUCUUAACACAGUACAGGUUUUAUUUCUUCAGUAUAAAUUCCAGAGGCUGCAUGUACAGCAUUUUAUCUGUGCGUAAAUUUACAUGCAGUUGUAAAAAGCUUCCCUCAGCAGACAGUAAGCAGACAUUGUCAAUUUACUGUAGUAAAAUGUCUCAGGCGAGUGUCUCUCCUUUGUCUUUUGAAAGCUUACUGUUACUUGCACACAGCUGUGUAACCAUAGGUAAAGUUACCCACGUGUAAAAUGCUUCAUGCAAGCUGUUUCUGGUCUCCAGCUGAAAUCUCGUUCAGUGAUAUUCUGUAUGGUAUUAAUAUUAGCUCUGUGAUUUUUUUUUUCUCACUUGAAUAAAACAAGGUGUUCUGGGCCACGGUUCCCAUUCAUUUAUGGCAGGCUUAUUGUGGUGUGUGUGAUUUUGAUUCUUGCGUACAUAUAAACUGGGUGAGAAAACAAAAAGAGCAAAAGGUGUGUCUGUAAGUAUUUUAUUGAAAAAUGGAAUUCAUUGUGUACAUGUUCCUCUUUUGCACCCCCAAGGUGCCAUAUUUCAGUUUAAUUUGACUGGUGGUGUGUUAAGUGUGCAGUCAUGUUGAGGUUGUGAUACAACUCGUGUUCACAUGUGCUCUAUGUGAAAGCGAAUAGCUUUUUUGUGUCUGUGUUUUCAUCAUAUCAUGCCACGUCUUACUACCUCCAUUUUUCUUUUUUUUGGUUGUUGCUAGCUUUUGUGCAUUUUUUCUCGGGUGAUGUGGUGACAUUGUCUUGCCUCACUCUACCAGAUGGAUGGAUUCUUGCUUCUUUUUUUUUUUUUAGCUUCAAUUUUUUUCUGCUUCAAAAAGCUCUUUCUUUUUAGGAUCAAUUUUUUUCUGUUUGUGUUUUGUAUUGUGCUUUUCAUUACUUUUCAUUGUGUGAAAUACACAUUGUAAACAUAUGCUAUGUCAUGAACAUUUCAUGUAGUACACAACUAUGCGAGUUCUGUAGCUGUGCAUAAAAUUUGGCGAGCAUUGUGGUAGUUACACAGUGGUACGAAUACAAGAAGCGGCUGUAGCUGCAGCAAUUGCGCUACUUGCAUUUCGCUGUGUCAAUUUGAGACAAGGGUUUUGUGAUUAACCGCACGCAGCUGUCAAGUCGUCAGAUUAUUGUUUUUUUACGCUGUGGUUAUGUUUGUAGGAGUAAUGGCAUGACAUUGGUCUGAAAAUAUUUGAAAUAAACUUGUCUUUUGCAGCUGUUUAUGUGCGGUUGUCUUGGGCAUGCGGUUGUUAAGAGGUAGCAAUUGCAAGGUGACAGCACAUGCUUUUACUGAUUGCCAUUUUUUUGUUAUAUGCAUGUUAAAGCUGUAGUUCGGUCUAGGUUUGACUUCCACAGUGCUCGCAGUUGUGCUUCUUCAUCUCGUUCACAUUUCUUCGUGUUCUUUAUUUCUCUUCCUCAUUGCUUGUUCAAAAGAAGUUCACUACUACACAAUGUUUCACUUUGAUACUCAUGCUUGGGAUACUGGCUCCAAGUCGGCAGUGCUGCUGGUACAAAGUGGUUAUGGGAAACAAGAUUCAUUCCCAUCACUGCUGGUGGUGGUAUGUGUAACGGGAACACCUCGGAAACCAGUAACUGGUGUUCUUAUUGUCUAGAGGCAGGUGUAUUGGUGUCCUCGUUGUUGUCGGUGUUCCGAGUGGUGCUUCUAUUGUUCGCCUCUACCGCAUGGCCAGAGUUGCAGAAACCCAAGCUUACCUACAUUUGAUGCGGCACUUUUUGCAAUCCAUGUGCGACUUUGUACACCCCUCGAAUGCGGCCCUCUGUCUUGCAAUAACAGCAGGAAAACUGUACUAAAGCUUCAUGCUUUUUGGACCAUCCCAGAUGCCUUGUAGACAUUGUUAUUUUACUCACUCCCAAUAAUAUGGGCAAAAAGUCGAUCAGCACUGAUGGAACAAUUAACCAUUUGUUCCCUUUUCACAAAGAUAUACAUAUAUAUACAUAUAUAUGCAAAUAAAGGUUGUCUAAAUUCCAAAGGUGAUGUGCAUGCACUAAAUGAUGACGUGGUCUCUAAUUUUCAUGCUGCAAUGCCUUGUGGAAACCUGAAAACAGUGCUUUAGUGCUGCAAGUUCAUAAUAAAAUCCACAAAGUGAAGACAGCAUAUCCACACUGGCAACCUUUUUUUGUAUGGCAGCCUGUGAGUAUUGCAGUUGCAUACACUUGAGUGUAGCUGCUAAAAGAAAAUGUGGGACAUUGUCUCGGCAAUACCACUACCAUAAUCUCGGUAAUCACUGAAGUGUGCUAGCCUUUAUGCAGUCUAUUUUGGUGUUGAUUUGAAUCGUGGAGCUGCAUUUGUUAUUGUGUUGCUUUUGGUGUCCUCUCUCAUCAUGCUCGGCGCAGAGUACAAGGCAUGUUUCCACCCUGCUUGUGAACGAACCUUUUUAGCGGUACAGUGUCUCCCGACUUAAUGUCGUUCCAUGUUUUGUUGGCCAUUUUCUUUCUUUAAGGGCUACAUGUUGCCUUACUUUACCUCCUGCCACACUCGCAAUGUGAGUGAGACUCGUGUUUUAAUUCCUGGUUACACAUUUCAAUGCUGCCAUUAGUUCUCUCUUUCUCUUUGUGAGUAUGUGCAUGUGAGUCCUGUCACAGUGAAAUCCAAGCACGUUUAGGUCGUAUGUGAUGGUCAUUAAAAACAGUUUCUAUUACAA
Molecule: messenger RNA, 8706 nt
Organism: Dermacentor andersoni
Lineage: Eukaryota; Metazoa; Arthropoda; Arachnida; Ixodida; Ixodidae
Product: telomerase-binding protein EST1A-like
Biological process (GO): nuclear-transcribed mRNA catabolic process, nonsense-mediated decay
Cellular component (GO): telomerase holoenzyme complex
Molecular function (GO): protein binding; telomeric repeat DNA binding; telomerase RNA binding
Source: RefSeq, a predicted model, not a curated record